AUGGCCAAAUCUUACGACCACCAGCCGUUGGAAAGUCACUCCUCGAUUCGUGUUCUGUCUGUCGCGCCUGCGCGUCUUCCCGAUGCUCAGAUCGAGUGCCAUGUCCGUCACAUCGAUCUCAAGAAAACCCGAAGACGGCCAUCGUACGAGGCACUCUCCUAUGUCUGGGGGUCUCCAACAGGGACGAUACCGAUAUUCUGUGAUGGCGAUGAGCUCCUGGUCACUCCAAACUGCCAUGAUGCUUUGACACGGCUUCGCCUUCCCCGGCGGAGUCGCACGCUUUGGAUCGACGCGAUCUGUAUUGACCAACGUGAGACUCCUCGAAGCACUCGCGAGAGGAUUGAGCAGGUCAAAAUGAUGGGCGAGAUCUACGAAAGUGCAAAACGCGUGCUGGUCUGGCUGGGGCCGUGUGAAGUUCUGGGGUCUAGCACCAAACUGUUCAGUCUGAUGAAGGAGUCGGGGAAUAUCUACAAUUGGCAGCGGAAGUCAAAAUUGACCUCCCUCGCAUUGAAACCUGUUGCGACUCGAUUGGAGGGGAAAUUUGAUGAGUCUCGAAGAUAUCGUCAAUCGCUAACACAACUCCUCGAAUCACCCUGGUUUACGAGGGCUUGGACCGUCCAAGAGGUCGCAUUUUCCAAGCGAUGCACAAUCUUCUACGGACCACUGGAAAUUUCUUGGCGAGCUUUGGCCGACGUCAGCUCCUACUUUUGCAAAGAGAUACGAACAAAUCAUACUGGAAAACUCAUGCAAGGCCGUCAGCUAACGAGGUUACUCGUCAAAGCCUACCCGAAAGAAGUGGAUGGGCAACUUGAUAGCUUUUCCAAAAAAUUGACGCUGUCGCUUCACCAAAAAAUGCAAUCUCAAGACCGCAACUUGUUUGGUCUGAUCAGCAUGCUAUCCACGACUGUGGCCCAGGAUCGAAUCUAUGGCUUAUAUGCCGUCUUUCGCAGAAUGGGCAUAAACAUACCCGAACCUAACUACUCAAAGAGCGUGGAGGAAAUAUUCGAGGAAACGGCGAUGGCAAUCAUUUCCGGACGAGAAAAUCUCAUGAUUCUGCUGAGCUGUGUGCGCCCUGAAGGAUACACUUUGUUGCCUUCAUGGGUCCCUGAAUGGACCAAGCCAUACCAACUACCAUUCGAGUAUCCUGAUCUGUCUGGGGUUGCGUUUUUCAGAUACUCCAAGCCAAUCUCGGCCUCUUCGACAAGUAAGACAAGCUUGGCAAACGCUCAAGCUCAGGGAAAGCUGGGCUUGCGCGGUUCGAUAAUUUGCCGCGUUAAAUCUCGUUUCGCUUCUUCUGUAGUUGGUAGUUUGGAUGACCAUAUUGCCAAUAAUGGCGGAUUGGAGAUACUCAGAGUGCACCAACAGUACUGCCGAGCUGUUCAAGCCACUUCCCAGUAUUCCGACACCGAUGGUAGAAUUGAAGCAGCUGGACGAACCCUUCUCCGAGCGCAUCUAUUCAAAGGAGAUGAGCUCAAGGCACCACUUGAUCCUUCCUUUCGCUACUGGUAUGAUUUGAUGCUCUAUCCAGAUUGUACCAUAUACAAGCCGAGCCAAGUGAAGGCGCUUGCAAAGGAGAGUUCCACUGAUGCGUCAGAGGUCAUAAGAGAUUACCUGUUGCAUUGUGCCUCUUCUGAAGAGAAGAGUCUUGAGGGACAAGUAUGGGAAAUGCAUGCUCAUAUUCUUGGGAUAGCCAAUUACGGAUUGCUCAUUUUUGACUCUGGCCACCUGGGCCUUGCUUUCCAUAACUGCAGGGAACAAGAUGUCGUCGCACUCCUGGCUGGUUCAUACCUCCCCGUUAUCUUAAGAGAGAGCGGAGAUGGUGGCUAUCGCUUCGUCGCUCCCGCCUAUGUGCAUGGGAUGAUGGGUGGAGAAGGGUGGCCAGAAGAUGAAUCCUCGCUAAUAGAUAUUACAUUAAUAUAA
Molecule: messenger RNA, 1920 nt
Organism: Clonostachys rhizophaga
Lineage: Eukaryota; Fungi; Ascomycota; Sordariomycetes; Hypocreales; Bionectriaceae
Source: the annotation of a GenBank genome assembly